Messenger RNA from Suillus paluster, 787 nucleotides. RefSeq lists its product as uncharacterized. Bases 58 to 600 code for a protein of 180 amino acids. The transcript is spliced from 5 exons. The record is from RefSeq and is a predicted model, not a curated record. Lineage: Eukaryota; Fungi; Basidiomycota; Agaricomycetes; Boletales; Suillaceae.
AAAGUUGAAACAACUCGGAUCCUUUCACAAUCCAAAUUUAUCGAAAAGAUCCUUGCUAUGUUGAAAGACGAAUCCGCGAUCGUUACCGUUGCUGCUUUAAGGAUCUUAAUAGCUAUGUCCAGCAAAAGGAGAAUCCCGCAGGAUAACCUGUCUGGAAUCAGAGGGAAGGAGCUUGUCAGAAUGCUCGAGACCUUGAUGAAACGUCGUGAUUUCUUUGUCACUCCGGCUGCAGUGGCAGCAUUAUGCGAGAUUUGCCACAAUGAACAACUCCGUGCGGCGGCUAUAGAAUGCGAUAUUCUUGUAACGUUGAUUGGGCUAUUCAAGUUCGACAACCAGGGCCUGAGUGGUGGACCGCGUGGUUUAACGGAACUCGCUGAAUUCGAAAAUGUGCGUGAUGCACUAGCACAGGGUUCGCACAUAGACACACUAGUUGCGUUUUCGAAAAGCAGCAUAGUAGAAAGGAGCAAAGAGGCCACUGAGGAGCUCACAACGCUAUCAAAACACGGUUUGGUUCGCCAAAUAUUUGCCCCAGGAAAACUGAUAUCGUUUCAGAUAAACUGCGCAAACAAAUCAUUGAUAGCGGAGGCGUGCAAAGCAUAGUUGAUAAUUUGGCGAAACCAGACCACGCAUUAUUUGCUGCGCACGCGCUUUUGACUCUCAUGAAAUACGGUGAGUGCUCCGAGGCAUUUGAUUAACGAGUUUGAAUGGGUCACAUUUAGGCGACGCCAAGGCGUGGAUAAUGAACACAGAAGUGGACCUGCACCUGCUGCAGAUGGUCGAGAAACGC